Molecule: messenger RNA, 1537 nt
Organism: Sesamum indicum (sesame)
Lineage: Eukaryota; Viridiplantae; Streptophyta; Magnoliopsida; Lamiales; Pedaliaceae
Source: RefSeq, a predicted model, not a curated record
UUGGCUGUUGAUUGCUGAGGACAUUUACAAGUAUAAUUUAUCCACUUUUAAGUGCUUGAUUCCUGCUUUCAAGAUUAUUUUAGAGGUAGACAGCCACUCAUGUGAGCUGUGCAAUCCUUAAAUUCAGGACCAUGAACACAUCACAAAAAUCAGCACACAUUGCAAAUCCUAUUUUCUCCAACUGUCUGAAUUCUUGCACCAAGAAUGGAACUGGAGGCUCAGCCAUCAAACACUUCUUCCCCUUGUCUCUAUGCAACUGCUCCUAACAGCCCAAAUGAACAUAGCAGGAGCAUGGAGUUCUACUGCAGUGCCCCGGCCAGUCCACGUCGAAAACCGGGUGAUCCCAAUGUUGGAAGGACAGAUGAUGAUUAUGGAAGCAAGAAUCUUGAUGACUUUGAGUUUGAGACAAGCAAGAAGUUCAGUGGGCCGUUGAGCGUUGAGACAUGCGACAACUCUGAGUCUCCUGUGAGGCGGGAGCGUGGGGGUUCCCUUCCCGCCAUGGCGUUUGCCGAUGAGCUCUUCCUCAAUGGCCUGGUCAUGCCUUUGAAGCUCCCUCCAAGACUUCAGUUUGAAACUGAAUUCCACAGUUUUAGCCAGAGAUCACCUGUUUCAUCCCCAAGAACCAUCUGCAGACUCCCAUUUGGGUGUAGGAGUUCUUGGAACGAUGAUUUCGACCCGUUCAUGGUGGCUUUGCAGAAGGUGAGGGAAGAAAAGAGAGGAAGAAACAGCCACCACAGGCGAUCAAGAUCGUAUUCACCGUUCAGGGCUGUGCCAAAACACUCCAAUGACGAUGUUGAUUGUUACACUCAAGAAAGUAGCCCAACGGACACCGUGCACGUUGCAGCAGCAAGCCACAGCGGACCACUGGACUUCAAAGGGUCAGCAUAUGCAAGAUGGGUUCGGGACCAAACGAGAGAAGGGCUAAGCCCCAAGAACCAGAGAGGCUUCCUUUUCGGACAAAGAGUGAGACCAUUGAAAGCUGAGCAGGACGGGCAAGAUGAGCCUGUUUUACCAAAAGGGAGACAUGUCAAGAAGACUUGUGGGAAUGUUGAGGAAAGUAAGGUGAAGAAACUGAAAGGAUUUCUGCUGAGGUAUGCAUCAUUUGGAAGAGAAAACAGUGGGAGCAAGCAGAGAAAGACAGGUUCAGGGGAAAGGAGGAUGAGUUAUUUUAGUAGAUUGAGCUUUAAAUACAAGGGAAGUGGGAAGAAGAGGAUGGCUGCUGAUACACAGAUGGCAGUGGUGGAAUACAAGCCAUCUCUUGCAGUUUGCUUAGGCUAUGGAGUUGGAAGCCCAAGAGAAGUGAAAUGACUUAAACAUUAUAGAGAGAUAAUAAGUAGUUAUUUUCUGGUUCAUAUCAAAUUUCAAUCAAUGUUCAAAUGUGACUUCAGAAAUUUGCCUUGUGACCAGCACUCAUUGCAACCAUUUCCAGUAAAUCCUUGAAAUAAUGACACAAAAAUCCCUAGAGUUUGGAAAUUCUAUAAAAGAACCUCCAUAAGUUUGGAAAUUUCCACCAACGGUUAUGCAAUAUCUGAUCUCC